Molecule: messenger RNA, 528 nt
Organism: Coffea eugenioides
Lineage: Eukaryota; Viridiplantae; Streptophyta; Magnoliopsida; Gentianales; Rubiaceae
Exons: 1
Coding region: 1-528 (175 amino acids)
Source: RefSeq, a predicted model, not a curated record
AUGGCUUUUAAUGGUAGUCAUGGUAUUUUUCUGAGCCUUGCUCUCCUCCUCGCUAUCAUGGCUGCUACUCCAUAUGUGGGAAAAGGUGAAAUUUCAGUAACUCCCGCUGCCUUGUUUGUAACUGGCAAGUUAUACUGUACUCCUACAGGGAACCCUUCACCAAUCGGUAAUUCACCACCCCUGGUUAAUGCAACCGUGAUUAUAACCUGUCCCAACAUCACUAGGGUUCCUGUUCGAACUGAUGUUAAUGGAUUCUUCAAUGGCACCAUUGUUACUCCGCUCGGUGUUAAACUUAACAUUAACCUCAGCAUCACUUCAAUCAUUUCCGUCUGCCAGGUGUCUGUCCCACUUCCCGUUCGGAGUUGCCCAGUUUUACCAGUCAGGGGAGUGCUCAGGGGGGUUCUUACGCCUGUUGGUUUCUUGCUCGUUAAUGUCCUGAGUGGUGUCUUAGGUAUUCUUGGAGGACUUGUGAACGGUGUUGGAGGACUCGUUAUCACUGCUGUGGCGGACACAUUUGGUUUCGUUUAG